This is a messenger RNA of Nicotiana tabacum (common tobacco), 1381 nucleotides long. Its product is annotated as 1-aminocyclopropane-1-carboxylate oxidase homolog 1. Lineage: Eukaryota; Viridiplantae; Streptophyta; Magnoliopsida; Solanales; Solanaceae. The record is from RefSeq and is a predicted model, not a curated record.
CCCUUAUCUUCUACAGUAUAUCAAAUCUAAAGGAGAAGCAAAUUCUUAAUAGAUUGAAAAACAUACUCUUCUUAUAAAAAUGGCUGAAUAUGACCGAGCAAAAGAGCUCAAAGCCUUCGACAACACAAAGGCCGGCGUAAAAGGACUCCUUGAUACUGGAGUUGUUCACAUCCCCGAGUUCUUCGUCACACCGGGAGCAGAAAAUGAGUUCAAUGCUAAAAAUAUUAAUUUAUGCUCGGACGUUAAUGCUCAAAUUCCAGUUAUAGAUUUCAAGAACAUGAAGGAAAAUGAUUUUCAACGUAGAAAAAUCGUUGAACAAAUUCGAGAGGCAUGUGAGACUUGGGGAUUUUUUCAAGUUUUGAACCAUGGUAUCCCUCAACAUGUAAUGGAUGAGAUGAUCAAAGGAGUUCAAAGAUUUAACGAGCAACCAAAUGAGCAAAAGAUGGAGUUUUAUUCUAGGGAUAAUUUGAAGAAGGUGAAGUUUAAUAGCAAUUUUGAUCUUUAUCAGUCUAAGGCUGCAAAUUGGAGAGAUACACUAGCUUGUGUCAUGGCUCCUAAUCCUCCUCGUAGUGAUGAAUUACCAGUAACGUGCAGGAAGGAAUUACUUGAAUAUUCUGAGCAUGUUAGAAAGUUGGGCCAUACAAUAUUUGAGUUACUAGCAGAGGCACUUGGGCUGAAGCCUAAUCACUUGUUGGAAAUGGAGUGUGCAAAAGGGCAUUUCAUUCUCAGUCAUUACUAUCCACCUUGUCCUGAGCCAAACAAGACUCUUGGAAUUACAAAGCAUACUGAUCCAGAUUUCUUCACCAUUCUUUUACAAGAUCACAUUGGUGGCCUUCAAAUUAAUCACCAAAAUCACUGGAUUGAUAUUCAUCCGGUGACCGGCGCGCUAGUAAUCAAUCUUGGAGACCUUUUGCAGCUUCUCUCAAAUGACAAGUUCAAAAGUGCUGAGCACAGAGUAUUGUCGAAACAAAUUGGGCCAAGGAUUUCAGUUGCAUGUUUUUUCACAACUCAAUUUCAGCCAUUUGACAGACUCUAUGGACCAAUAAAGGAAUUGUUGUCAGAUGAAAAUCCUCCUAAGUACAAGGAAACAACAGUGAGAGACUAUGUUUCCUACUACAACUCCAAAGGACUUGGAGCUCGCCCUUCACUUCUCCAUUUAAGACUCUAGGAAUUUUUUCUAAGUAGAGUUUAUAUAUAUGCUUUCAAUAUUGUAUCACUGUUGUAUUAAAAAAAUAAGCUUGAAAAUGGAUGGUUAUUUCUGUAGAUUGUGCAGCACUUUGUUUCUCCAAUUAUCACUGAUUCAAAAUUCGAAAGUUUGCAUCAGAAAGAUGGGGAUGUGUAAAUGAAGAAUCCUCUGUUUUUACUGUUUCUUUUUCCUUUC